UGAGACAUUUUCUCUUAAUUUUUUAUUUUCUUUUCUCAAUUUGUUCUUUAACUGUAAGGACAAACAUCUAUACCAUGAAAGGAAAGAGAUGUCAGAGGAACACUGUUGAAGAAAUUAAAAAUACUGGUUGUGAUUUAUCUCGUUCCAUCAAUGCAGCUUAUAAAUAUAAAAUAAUUGUCUUCUAUAGUCAACGGCUGGUAUUUAAUACUCUAGAUGAUGUAAACAGAUUGUUGAAGCAGUUGUUAGUGUUCAUUGCUAGCUGCUGUUUGGCAAAACCAAAUACAGAAUGUUUCUACAGUGAAAAUAUCAUUUUCCAAGGUAGAAUUUGUGAAGAUAAAAUAUCAUUGUCGAAAAACAAACAAGCUGCUCUGUGUUGUGAGCAAGAUCAUCUGGAAAGAGAAAGAUGUUUUCACAAUCUACAAAACAAUCCACCAAUUUCACUGCCCUCAAUGGGGGAUGGCAUCAGCACUGAUGAGGAAUGUCUUGCAUGGACAGCAAAUAAACAUGGAUUUAUAGAAAGUUACCUCCAUGGAUUUGCCAGACGACUGACAAAAUUCACACCAUCACUGGCUACUAAUGUUUUCCAUUCAUUCUUGCUCAUUUACAUGAAAUGUUGUGAACAAUCAGAAAGCAGAUUAUCAUGCUUUGUCACAGAGAAAAACGUGUUUCCUGAGAAUAUGAGAACUAAAAUGCGACUAGAAAAUACAAUGUGCCUUAUGAACAAAUACUGGGAAAAUGGUCUUCGGGCUUUAGUUUUUUAUGCCAAGAUGAAGCCAAGUGAUCCACUUGAAAAGGCUAUUGAUUUUGACAAUAAUUACAUGGCACUGGCAUCACAGUGCUGCAUGUCUGAAUCACUGACUUCCGAAUGCUUUGAGACAUGGUCAGGUGUGCUCUUUGCUCAUAUUUGUUCUUUAAUGGAAAACAACCUGCAGAAAGCUUGCUGUCUCAAAAAUAUUCCUGAAAGAGAAACAUGCCUCACUGAAUUAGCAGUUGAGGAAUCCAAGACUUUGCCCAACGUAUCGAUUGAUGCUGAGCAACUAUGCAGACUUAGGCAAAACUUGCAAUUAUUAAGAUGGAUUGUAUAUGAAUAUUCCCGAAGAAACCCACAGUUCGACGUUAAGAAAAAUCUUGAUUCUGCUGUAAGGGUAAAUGGACUGAUAACAUACUGCUGUGCUACCAAUAAUCCAAGUGAUUGUAUUUCUAGCAUUUCUGAACAUUUUCAUGCAUGAUUUGAAUAUUUUGUCGUCACAAAUUAAGAAUUGAAAUGUAUGUCAGAGGUUUGAUAUAAAUAUUUUUUAAAUUUUUUUGCAAUUAUGUAAUUGGUUUUGUUAUGUUAUUGGAAUAACUCAUUGUUUCCUAAGACAAUAAAUAUUUGCAUUCUAGUUUAAAGUGAUGUAAGCUAGAAAAUACUUUCAGAAAGCUUUCCUUUACAAUACCUUACACCAGUGAUUCCCAUACUGUUGGGCAAACCCCGAAGUGGACCCAGAUCAAUAACUAUGGCAGCAAACUGAAAGUCAGUUAAGUUAUAUUUGGGGAGAAUGCUUUUUUCAAUUGUAGAUACUCCUAGAUGACCUACUUUAUGGUAAGAUAGGGUGAGAUUUGGGAUAAACAUUUAUUUUCUAUUUAAAUAUUAUGAAUAAAUGACUUAAACAGCCAUCUAGUUCUAGUAUAUUUGUAUGGUUGGAAAAUCUGCCCCCAAAAUAUGAAAAACUAGUCUUAGGGGCUGAUUUACUAAGACACGAUUUCGAAUCCGAAUUGGAAAAAUUCAGAUUGGAAACGAACAUUU
Molecule: messenger RNA, 1786 nt
Organism: Xenopus tropicalis (tropical clawed frog)
Lineage: Eukaryota; Metazoa; Chordata; Amphibia; Anura; Pipidae
Product: serum albumin
Exons: 9
Coding region: 75-1229 (384 amino acids)
Cellular component (GO): extracellular region
Source: RefSeq, a predicted model, not a curated record